This is a messenger RNA of Colletotrichum siamense, 528 nucleotides long. RefSeq lists its product as uncharacterized. The record is from RefSeq and is a predicted model, not a curated record. Gene Ontology annotation, biological process: vesicle-mediated transport. Bases 1 to 528 code for a protein of 175 amino acids. Lineage: Eukaryota; Fungi; Ascomycota; Sordariomycetes; Glomerellales; Glomerellaceae. The transcript has 3 exons. Gene Ontology annotation, cellular component: intracellular membrane-bounded organelle.
AUGGCGCCCGCAGAUUUUCACAUCCUUCCCUACCCUCUCCCUCAGGCAACUCACGAUGCGAUUACGAAGAGAGCCACGUACUGUAACGCAUACGGGUGCUACGAACGCAGUUCGUGGUACUACUGGGGCCGCUGGGUCCUCGCUGCCGUCGUCCUGGGUAUCGCCAUCCUCAUCCUCGUCGCACUAGGAUGCGUGAGCUCCCGCCGUCGCAGAAAGCGCGGCAUGUCGCCCUUCUACGGCACCGGCUGGAUGAGCAACAACCAGAAGUACUACCCCCAGAACACCACCUACGCCUACAACCAGCAGUACCCGCAGCAGGGCUACGGCCAGGGCCAGCCCGGGCAGUACCAGAACCCGCCCCCGGCCUACGGCCAGCAGCAGCCCCAGUACACCGGCACCACCUUCAACCCCAACGACGGCUACUACGGCAAUCACAACGAGGGCAUCAACCUCCAGCAGCCGCAGAACGCGUACCACCAGCCCCAGGGGACCUACGCGCCUCCCGCCGGCCCGCCUCCCGGAAAGUAA